UCUUGAGGAAUGCCAGAUUGCAAGAUCAGUUCAACACAAUUCAUCACGCUUAGCCGAGUUUAGUUGUCGUCAUAUCGAUGAAGUAAAGUUUUGUGACAAAUCUCCUCCGGUCGCUAUUUUGAAACCUGACUUAGAUAACUUUGUGUGUAGUGAAACUCUCAGAAAUUCCAUACAAGAUGUGCUAAAUGUAGCUGGAUCUAUGCCUAUGGCAAGUGCUGCGGUCCAGGUAUCCGAUGCAAUGUUCUGUGCGUUCGGACCUAUAACAGCAAGUAAUCCUCUCGGGUAUUGCCAUGUCCGCAAAAGUGCAACUGAAUUGAAUCACUUCAUUUGCACCGGAAAAGACUGCCGAGGAUUUGCUGCUAAAGGCAAGCAAGUCAGAACAAAAUCAAUGUGCAUGCAUAUAGCUAUAUUGCAUUCGUGUUUUGUCACCAAUACUUUGGACACGACUGGUGAUACCAACAACAAUGCAACUUUUGAAGCCGAAUCAUCAACAGAACCUGGGCCUACGGUAAAUUCAAGUGAACGAACUAAACGUCUUUCUACGUUGUCUUUAGCCGAGGUUAAAAUUUUGCCAUAUAUUUUACCCCAUGAUUUGUUGCAGUCAGUAGCAAAGAGAGAUGCUUGUACAUUGCUUGGUGUUGGUGAGAUUUGGCCAAACAGUUUCAUACCUGAUUUGGAAAACUGUCAGCUAUGUGGUUCCGUAUUAGGUGAUACCUGCAUUCAUCCCGGACAAUCUCAAAACAACCCGUGCUAUCUGCUCACAGAACUUAACCCGUUUAAGCAAGUGGAUAUAAAAGUUAAAUUUUGUUCAUCUCGUGCAUGUUAUGCAAUGCAUCAAGCAUCUGUGGAAAAACUAGGUAGGCCAUAGCAAUACUAUAUCGGAAAACCUAUAGACUAUAGUUGUGGCUUGUGCCUGUUAAUUCCAGGAACUAUAGUUACCCGGUCAUGUUUAUCUCGACUGUGAACAGCCAACCAUGCAGCUCUGCAUGUUCCAGGCUUUUGCACAGUUAAUCAUUAUUAAGAAAUUAUUGCACCCGCGUGUCACAAAGUCUCAACUUGGUAUAUUACCCUCACCUCAGGCUCACUUUGCCCUGACCCAAUCCUAUACUUGUAGAGACCUUUAUAGACUAACCGAAGAUUAUAGGAAAAGCAGCCUUUGCCCUUUGGCAGUUUGAGGUGGGGUGUGGGUUUAUGUUCAUGCAUUGGAGGCUUAAGGCCCACACAGACCGAAUGCGAUUCGACAACGCGACGCGAAUUUUUUCAGUUUCUUAAUUAAACCAAAUAAAACCAUCAACGGAUAAAAUUUUACAAGAUAUGCAGACCAAAUAGCUAAAAUUGCUCAAGUGGUUCCGAAUAUUUGAAAAACAUAGAAAAAUAUUAAAGUUAAAUGUUAUUGAAAAUUGAAAAUUCGCGUCGCGUUGCCGAAUCGCGUCCGGCUGUGUGGGCCUGAUUAUUGAAUUAAUUGCUACAAGACUAUCACUCAGACAUUCAUGAUACUUGCAGCAUGCGAUUUAUCAUAUUACAUAUAGAACUAAAGUUAACUUGAAAAAAAUUGUUGAUUUCCUAAUAUGCGCGCGUGCUUCUUUCUAUAUUAUAGGUUUGUUCAACAUCAGUGACAAAGUUUUGGUUUCGCUGGAUAUCCUACUGGAAUUCAGAGAGUUUUUCAAGAUGGGACAUCCUAUAGGAAAUGUUAUUCAUGCAAAGCUUAUAACCCUGACGGCCAAAUGCGAAGAGGUUAGCAGCAAAUAAUCAUAGUAGUUUUAACAAGUUUAGGCAAAAAUGCAUUUGUACAUGUCAGUUACUUUUGGAAUACUGUAGUUAGUACUUUUAAUAACAUAGGUAAUUCCUAUACUUAUAAUAGUUAUUAUGUAUUGACUGUAUAACCGGCCAAGAUUCAAGAAUUAAAGUGCCACUGCGAUGGAAAAUUGUGCUGUCUUUUUAUUGUAUAUUCAGAAAGUAUGUCAGUAGAUGAACAAAAUUACCAAAUAUCAGCGUCCAAUUCCAUUUCCUUCUGCCUUUUUUUUCAACGCAAACAUGCAAAUUUUUCGGCCGCCAUUACUGAGUUGCCAAUUAGCGAGAUGUUGAUUUCUUAGCCGGAUGUGACGUCAUUUACUCGACACGCUUCUUUCCCGAAGGAGAAAUUAAUAUUAUCAAAGGCUUAUUCUAGGCUGUUUUUUGUUCAAAAUUAUGUCUUCUGACGAAAGCCACAGCUCAAAUUUUGCAACACAAUCAUCUUGCGAACUCUCGUUUGCCGAAGACGUUUCUUGUGAUAGCGGGGGUGAUGUAAAUAUGGAGAAAAGUGUGGAUUUGUGCGAGGCCUAUGAUACUUCAGUCGAAGCUCAAACGAAAAGUACUAUAACUGAGAGAGAGCAAGAGCAGCAAACACUGUCUGCUGAAUUGUCUGGGGAAACCUUAACGGGCACCUGGUACGUUUUGGAUUGUAUUUAUUUACGUUUUGGUUUAUAUAUUUGUGACAUAAAACAAACAUGUGAUGGCCAUGUUUAACAAAACAAAUGGUCACUGGUCUCCUUAUAAAAAAUCAUUGUCACCUCCGUUAUAUUGCACGAAACGUCUUCAAUGAGAGAUGGCUUAAAGAUGACUGUGUGCCCAAUUGGAAAUCCUAACUCACGUAAGAACACAUAUUAAUUUGCACAAAGUUGUGUGAAAUAUAUUUCAAUUAUAUAUAAUUAUAUGAUCCAUAGGUAUAAAUGUGGUAACUGUGUCCUGGCUCAUUGUUGUUUAUGUGAACCUUGUAAGAAAAAAUGCUGGAAGAAAACAUGCAUGACUGCUGCUUAUUAAACUGAGCAUCCAGCAUUUGAUAUUGGUUGUUUGAAACAUUGGGUGUUAAAACUUCCUGGUUUAAGUUACAAAACCUGAUUAAAAGGCUACCAAAUUAUACCACUCUGUAUACCGAAGGGAAAAAGAGUGAACCAGACUAAGUAUUUCAAUGUGUAGUUCUAGGCAAUACCCCCUGCUAAUGGAAGAGAUUUAGUUAAUUAUGAACCCCCACCCCUCUAGAUUUUUCUAAUUGUCACUGACAGCUUGUUUCCCCCACCCCUAUGGAAAUUCUAAACAGUUUUUUACUACUAUCAUACUUUCAAGCAUGAUGUCGGUGUUUUAAAAAAUAUCUCGGCAAAAUGUUCAUUAUAAAGUUUGUUCGUUCACUGCAACCAGGUAUAUCAAUCAUGUUUCGCUCGCUACUCUGGUUUAAAUAAAUGAUUACAAAGCCCAGUCGAAUUGUAAUCAAGACCCAACGUUUCGACACUCCAGUCUAGUGUCUUCAUCAGGGGUGAUCUGAAACUGCGAUCGUGGCUUCUUAAAUACCCAAGGGAUGAAUAUAUGCAUCUUCUUGGCAGGUGACGUCAUCCCUUGGGUAUUUAAGAAGCCACGAUCGCAGUUUCAGAUCACCCCUGAUGAAGACACUAGACUGGAGUGUCGAAACGUUGGGUCUUGAUUACAAUUCGACUGGGCUUUGUAAUCAUUUAUUUAAACCAGAGUAGCGAGCGAAACAUGAAAAAUGUUCAUUGUUUACAUAAACAAGACAGAAACCGUAUCUUGGCAUAUGCACAGCAAGGAAGGGGGUACCUUCUUGAACUGUUGGUAUACAGCUCCACACAAGCUUCACUACUUGAUAUGCAACUGCCCUAAGAAACAUACUUUCAAAAAGAAAAUUUAUAUAUUAACAUGACAGCUUUAAAAUUUAGUAAUCCAAAAACUAUCAUGUUAUUUGUGAGCUGUGUUCUGCACAAAAACACCAGGAUUCAUAAUACAAGAUCCUUGUUUAUAUAACUUAGCUAUAGGCUUUUCAAGUUUUCUUGUUCACAUGACAGGAUAUUUCAGUACCUUGCUCACCUUUACAGGGAUUCAAACAUUACUAAAUUCAGAAUAUGAUACUCAGAUCAUGGACAUUGUAUCAGUUUGGCUGCCCCUGGCUGAUGAGAAUUUCUUACCAGUCAUUGCCAGAGUAGGGAGUGCUCUUUUUUUCACCAACCUACCUGGUAGUCAUUUUUUUUAAUUAAAGAAAAACAUGCAAAUAUGUCUGGGGGUUGCCUUUUGAGGGAAUGCUUAAUGCCAAAAAUUACUCCUACAUGACUCAGUCAAAUUGCAUAGUUCCAGGAAAUAGCCAUACCCCCCCCCCCCACCCUGCUACAGAAGAGAUCGGAAAUUCAAGAGGAUAGGGGGUGGUGUUGACCAUUGCAUCAAGAUUUCCAAUGGAAUGGGGGUAUACUAAAAGUCUUGAUAUUUCCAGAAGGUAUUCAAAUACAACCAAUAUCAAAUGCUGGUCAUGCAUGUUUUCUUCCAGCAUUUUUUCUUACAAGGUUCACAUAAACAACAAUGAGCCAGGACACAGUUACUAUUGAAGUAUACUAUUGAAGUUUAUAAUAUAUUUAUUAAUAUAUAUAAUUGAAAUAUAUUUCCCACAACUUUGUGCAAAUUAAUAUGUGUUCUUACGUGAGUUAGGAUUUCCAGUUUGGCAACACAGUCAUCUUUAAGCCAUCUCUCAUUGAAGACGUUUCGUGCAAUAUAACGGAGGUGACAAUGAUUUUUUAUAAGGAGACCAGUGACCAUUUGUUUUGUUAAACAUGGCCAUCACAUGUUUGUUUUAUGUCACAAAUAUAUAAACCAAAACGUAAAUAAAUACAAUCCAAAACGUACCAGGUGCCCGUUAAGGUUUCCCCAGACAAUUCAGCAGACAGUGUUUGCUGCUCUUGCUCUCUCUCAGUUAUAGUACUUUUCGUUUCAGUGGCAAGAGCUUCGACUGAAGUAUCAUAGGCCUCGCACAAAUCCACACUUUUCUCCAUAUUUACAUCACCCCCGCUAUCACAAGAAACGUCUUCGGCAAAAGAGAGUUCGCAAGAUGAUUGUGUUGCAAAAUUUGAGCUGUGGCUUUCGUCAGAAGACAUAAUUUUGAACAAAAAACAGCCUAGAAUAAGCCUUUGAUAAUAUUAAUUUCUCCUUCGGGAAAGAAGCGUGUUGAGUAAAUGGCGUCACAUCCGGCUAAGAAAUCAACAUCUCGCUAAUUGGCAACUCAGUAAUGGCGGCCGAAAAAUUUGCAUGUUUGCGUUGAAAAAAAAGGCAGAAGGAAAUGGAAUUGGACGCUGGUAUUUGGUAAUUUUGUUUAUCUACAGACAUACUUUCUGAAUAUACAAUAAAAAGACAGCACAAUUUUCCAUCGCAGUGGCACUUUAAAAUAAUUUGAUUUAUUCAGGAAUUAUAAUUUUUCGAUUAGAAGUUAAGUUUUUUAAUUAGUAACAAUUUAGUAAUUUAGUUAAUGUCAUAUAAGGCCCGUUUACACGGGCGAUUUUUGCUGCGAUUUUAUUUGCGAUUUUUUCCUUUUGGAGGAUGUAAAGGAGUGCAUGGAUGAGUUAUAAAUGUUCCAGGUUAUGAAUUCUCAUAACAACAUCAUUAAGUGAAUCUACUCCUUCAGAUCCUCCAAAAGGAGAAAAUCGCAACCAAAUCGCAGCAAAAAUCGCCCGUUUAAUCUAUAUCACGAAAAACGUAUUUAUUAGAGAAGUUAAGAUACCCCUGUUCCGGUUUACGGGUACGAGUAUCGCCAUUUUGUUUACCAAUUUUUGCUGAUGUCAGCAAUUUUACCCGUAAUUUCUACCCGUUUCCCCGCGGUAAACCGUGGUCUACACGUAAACGACAAACAGGUACGGGUGUUUCCUGUUUACUAUAUUUGGGCCGUUUAAAUAGUACAAAUAGUUAACAUUUUACCCAAAUAAAUAAUGCACAUAUACUGGUCAAAGCUUUUAACAAUUUAUGGCGAACCUCAACAGCAAAAGUUGCCAUCCUCUUAUUGGUUUUCUCACGCCGGAGUAUUUUGGAUUUCUUAAGUUACAAGCUAUUCCCCGAUUUACGGGUACGGGUACGUGUAUAUCACCCGUACCCGUAAAUCGGAAUCGGGGUAUCUUAACCUCUCUAAUGAUUGUGCAUGCAUGCUUGUAUGUUUUAGAGCUUAGUUCCAUCAGAUGGCGAAAUGAUGUACAUUGAAGAUCUCCUGUACAAUGGUUUUUAUAGCUUUGAGAUGAUAACAGAAAGAAAUCUUGACGAUGUAGUUUGUGGUGUAUGUGGCGUUUUCCCUGAGAUUUGUUUGGGCGACGGCAACGAAAAAAACUGUUGCACGAACCGUCAGGUAAAAAUAAUUAUCGUGUCAUGUAUUAUACAGAUUGCAGGCCAUGCAGUUAUGCACUAGACCAAAUUUUUGCUGCAACAUGCAUACAAAGCAAUUUAGGGAAGCGUCACAUAUCGAUUUUUUCCACGAGAAACGUCAUAUGUUCGUUUGGGGUCGAUAAUUUUUAUCUUUGCAGAAUAUAAAAAAGAAAACAAUUCGAUACAAACAGCAGUCUAUAUAUUCGUAAUACCAUACCAUACCAUACCUGUUCUAUACCUAUACAUUUAUAUUAUUACGCCUUCCAUGCAUUGAAAACACUCAAAUUUCAAGAAAAACGCGCUAAAAUUAUCAAUAUUUCAUGCAAAAAAAGUUGUUUUGAGAAACGUUGGAAAUUUUGAAGUUCAUAUAUAUAUUAAUAAAAAAAGAGUAUGUCAGCAGAAGAUGACAUAUUCCUCGCGGAAGCAUCGCCGAAAAAAAAUAGUAGAAUAUUACCUUAUGUGUACUCAUAGUGUACUGUAAGAACAAAAUAUCGAUAACUAUGUGUGACGUUUCUAAGGGGGGUGGGGGGGGGGGUCUUCAGAGAGACGAACAUAUGACGUUUCUCAUGGACAAAAUCGAUAUGUGAGGCUUCCCUUAGGUUAAAAAAUAUUAUUGUAUAUAUAUAGCAAAACCUUGGUUUGGUCUCAGCCGGAGCUAGAAUGUGGUUUUCGGUCUCCGCAUUCAUGUCUUUACUGCCUUUAAUAUGUUACAUGAUAAACAAGCUCUCAAUUUUAGUGCCGUGAGUGCGUUUAAUCACUAGAAGUUAUAUUGGAAUUUGCGGAAAAUACGCCUCAUGCAUGAAAUGUCUUAUAUAAAAUUGAAAUACGAUCCAUCCAUGUGACGGGUUUUACGAUAUUUUUAUAAUAGAUUCACUAUACUAAAGAUAACGAGAACCACAAGGAUAUGAUUCCACUACAAGAGUUUCUUUCAAAUCUCAGACGACGUUGGCUUGAAAAAACAGUGUUUACAAGAACAAACGAGAAGUUCACAGUAGCGAUAGAGGAACUACCACCUAUUAUAGCACCUAGUCUAACUGGCACUGCUGUCAACACUGAGAUGAAAAAAAAGAGUGUAUAUCUAAAGCCACAUCAGCCAACAGGUUAGGGACACUGUAAUUUAUAAUUAUAAUCUACAAUUAUCAAGGCCUGCUGUAAAAAAGAGCUUCGAAGCAUAUAUAUAGUAUAACCUGAACAUAUCAGUAUUUAAUAUAUACUACAUAACUGUUCUAACCAGUUAAUUCGUAAUUUCACACUUAUUCUGUAUAUUAAGGUGACCCGGCACUCUUGCACAAACUAAUAUCGGAUGGAAAGCUUGAUAUGAGCAGAAUUGAACAGUAUGAUAGCAAGUUCAUCAAUGAUGCAGCCAUGGCUUGUGGAAUACCAACCUCUGGAAAAUCUAAGGUUUGCGGCAGUUUAAGCCACAAUUACCGUUGCGUUGGCCGUUUCCCAGGAAGUUCCAAAUCAUUUCAUGCAGUUAUAUAUUCACUGCUAUAGUUCUAAUCAGCUUUAUAAGAUCACGGUUAUCGCUAUUUCCCUCUGAUCUGAGCAAUCUGACUGACUAAAGAGUAAAGCCCAUCUUCCACUAGGUGAAUUUGUUCGCGCGAAAAGUAAAUAGGUAGGAACUGAUCCAACAUUUUCGCGGCGAUUUCAGUUUUGGUAUCCAAUUAACCACAAUGCCAAAAUUUUGUUUUUUGUUUCGCUUCGCGCGAACAAAUUCGCCAACGGGAAAAUUGGCUUAAUAGCGGACGAUGUUUGGCCCCCGCGACGACGUUUAUGCAUGAGGAGAAAUUCAUUUGAAAUUUUCUGCAACCACCCGAGUUAAGAAUGGGAGUCAGUUAUAGCCACUUAUAGUUAUGAACAUGCAUUUGAAUGUCUAACUGACAUUUUUGGAAUCAUGUCUUGUCCUGCAUGAAAUAGUUGUCUUUGUGAAACUUCUUAUUCAUUAUAGGAAUACUUGUGUGGCACACUGCAUGACUUGUAUGGAAGCAUUUUGGUUGGAAACUGUCCUUGUCAUGGUUUUGGGAAAGUGCCUGGGCACACCGGUGGAUUUUACCAUUUGCUUUGCCGCCAUGGGGUGAGUUAAUAUAAAACUCUUUAUAAGUCCUUAUAACUACUUCUAAAACUAACCGUUCUGAAUAAUCUGAAAUACAUGCACGUUGUCGUUGUUUACAGCGCUGAACAAACUUUUGUAAUUCCGCAGUUUUGCAUUGCACACUUUUACUGCGCACAUCUUAUAACUUAUAAUUUCAUCCAUUAUACGUACCGUUUAAAACAAAAUAUCGUUUUAUGGCAAUUUUAUGUUACUUCAAAACAUCUUUGGUUACAUCCGGUAUUAUGCGUGCAUGAUUGCAUGUAAGAUGGCAAAAGAUACCUUUUGCGUAUAUAGUUAUAGCUGUUAGUAUUUCGUAUUGCCAAUAAGCGAAAUAUAUUGUUAAAACAAUUCUCAAUUGGAAUUCAGGAGGAAAACACAAAGAAAAAUCGACAUAAGCGUGUCGUGGUUUUAUAUGUGAUAAAAAAAUCAUGUUAAUUUGCAUAAACUUUAGCUUUGAUUUUCUCGGUUUAGACAAAGUUUAUUUUAAAAAUUACUUCGCCAAUGAACUCGUAUAAGAUGAGUCGUUUUUGAAGCCAUUUAAAGCACUUGUAUAGUCGUGUUUUAUCACAUAUAAAACACUCCGCUACGCGUCGUGUUUUAUAUGUGAUGAAACACUCGUACGCGUGCUUUAAAUAGUACAUAAGGUAUUAUAUAAUGCAGAUAUAUAUAAUAUAUGAAUCCAUCUUGUGCUAUUUCAAAUUGGGACUUUUGUAGGCCUAAAGGAUCAUUAUAUUAACUGAGAAGAGUUUCGUUUUGUUUUGUUCUGUUUUGUCUUGUUUUGUAGGCAACAGUUGCUUCUAAAUUUUUGGUUUUAACUGAGUCGGUAAGGGAUGCCGCGGAUCUGUAUAUGUCCUUGAAACAUCCGCCUAUCGUAUUCAUCAAUGACACCCCUUGCGGAUUUGUUCGCCAUGUUGAAUGCAGGGAUCCCAAAGCUGCUGAAAAUUUGUGGGGAAAGAAAGCUGGGUGCUUUGAAAAGCCUGCAUUAGGGCAAAAACCUAAAGAAGUGAGUAAUUGACUAUUUGAUCAUAUAUGGUAGGAAAAAUAUGCGAGUAUAUGCAUGCGAAUAGUCGACAUACCUGGCUUCAGGAUAUCGUUUAAUUAACUUGUAUCGCAUGCAUGCAUGUGACAACAUGCCUACUUUAUUUCUGAUUGCCGCUAAAAGCACGGAUGUUUUGCGAAGUGUUUGCACAUUCACGCCUAGAUGGUUAUCAUAGCUCAGGACAGUCUGGGCGUGAUAUAUGUCAAUUCACUAUUAGUAAAAUAUUACUGAAAUGUGGCCAGCAGACAUCACUAUUAACAGCCACAUAAGACUAAAAAUAUACUUUUUUUAAUAUUUAAACGUCAUGUCUCAAUAUAACAGUACACCGGGCGUGAUUCGACAACGGCGACGCGAUUUUAAUAAAACCGCCAAUGAGAGCAAAUUUUGAAAGACAUGUAGAUCAAAUAACUCAAAAUGCAUGUUAUGGCGCUUCUAAAUAUUUGGAAAAUUUAAACUGGGAUCAAAUAGUUAUCGGUCAGUGAAAAUCGAAAAAUCUCUUCGCGUUGUCGAAUCGCGCCCGGUGUAUCUGGACCUUUAGUAAAGCUUUACACUCUUUUUUUGCUGCGAUUCAUCUAGCGUGAUUUUCUUCUUCUGAUGGACGAGAACGAGUAUAUAUGUUAUGAACGUUCUGGGUAUAUAUUCCUUCAUCUGAUAAUUUAAAACUCAUCCGCUCGUUCACAUGCAUCAGAAGAUGAAAAUCGCACUAGAAAUCGCAGCAAAAAUUGCAAGUGCAUGUAAAGGCCUGAUUUCACGGCCCACGGGCGCUUUUUCUCGGCGAAAUGCGAAAUAUUUUGCCUGUUUCUUUUGAAUUGUGAGCAAUCAAGUAGAAAUAAUUUAUUCGAGUAGUCGCAAUUCAAAAGAAACAGGCGAAAUAAUUCGCAUUUCGCUGAGAAAAAGCGCUCGUGGAAUCAGGCCUUAAACAAUAAACAAGCCUUACAAACAACGUCUGAGACAUUGUUUGCAUAUUAUAUGGUUUUAUGUCUUAAUAUUUAACGUUCAAAAACGCAGAAUACGCAAAAGAACUACGGAGGAAAUCGGUAUAGUAUUAAAAAUUAAGAUUAAUUUUUUCCCCUACUGCCCUAGUCAUGUACACGUGUGGCUGUGGAAAAACCAUCUUGUGGUAUGGGUACGUAAACGGUUAAAGGACUGUUUAGUGAAGGACUAUGGUUCAUCUCGAUCGUAUUUCGAUGAAUAAAUGAUUACUUAUAUAUGCUCUGGACAUCCAUUGAGCACUCUAUACCAAGAGUUUUAUGUAAUCAAUGAAAUCUAUAUAGCACCUUUUUAAACUAUAAUUUUCAACAAAUAUUUGCAGAAUCAGAAUGUUCCUGUCAUUGUUCCACCAGAGUAUAGUGACGGCUCUACUGGCUCUAGACAACCAUCAUGGGAGUUUCUCCGUGCUACUGCAAGAAGUCCAAACAACUUGCAACAACUCCAACAAUCGGCUCAUUUUGUCCUGGGCGACAGGUUUCAUUCUUCAUCACAACCACACAAAUCUCCCUUAUGUCAAUUUCACAACAUUGAUUUGUGCAUUCAAGCCCCAACCAUAAAAACAAGUAUCCAGGAAUCACAAAAUAACCGAAAGAACAUGAGGCGGUUGAGGAGUUCGUGCAUGCAGAGUUUUGAAGUGCAUAUUGCGUACAAUUUUCUGAUGGAUUACUAUCAGAACGAGGAAAUUGUACGCAGACAAAAAAAAAUCAUUGAAAGAUCUUUAGUUAACGGAGAAAAGCUAAUAAGAGACAGUAACCUAAGAUUCAUCAUUACUCGUGACGAUGCAUGUGGCUAA
Molecule: messenger RNA, 11067 nt
Organism: Paramuricea clavata
Lineage: Eukaryota; Metazoa; Cnidaria; Anthozoa; Malacalcyonacea; Plexauridae
Source: the annotation of a GenBank genome assembly